AUGCACGCCUUCUCCAUUGUGACUAUUGGAAUCUUCGUCGCGGGGUACUCGACUGCGCGCUGGGACCUCGUCACUCGCCUAUACGAGCUGGCCAUAUUCGCCUGGGACCACGGAGUCGUUACAAGAGCUGCAAAGGCAUUUGCGGUGCUGUCGGUCUUCUUCUUCCUCUUGAUACUACCCGUCACGCGCAUUGCGGCGCAAGAGACGGACCUGCACCCACGGCUCACAGGCGGCGGCACCUCUGCACGCGAGCAGCUCAAACGUCGCGGCUCGUUCUAG
Cucurbitaria berberidis CBS 394.84 is the source of this 279-nucleotide messenger RNA. RefSeq lists its product as uncharacterized. The coding region runs from base 1 to 279 and encodes 92 amino acids. Lineage: Eukaryota; Fungi; Ascomycota; Dothideomycetes; Pleosporales; Cucurbitariaceae. The record is from RefSeq and is a predicted model, not a curated record. The transcript is spliced from 2 exons.